Cataglyphis hispanica is the source of this 634-nucleotide messenger RNA. It is a transcript of the gene MED10, whose product is annotated as mediator of RNA polymerase II transcription subunit 10. Lineage: Eukaryota; Metazoa; Arthropoda; Insecta; Hymenoptera; Formicidae. The transcript has 3 exons. Gene Ontology annotation, molecular function: transcription coregulator activity. Gene Ontology annotation, biological process: positive regulation of transcription by RNA polymerase II. The record is from RefSeq and is a predicted model, not a curated record. Bases 38 to 433 code for a protein of 131 amino acids. Gene Ontology annotation, cellular component: chromatin; mediator complex.
UCUCUGCGUGGAACGCAACCUAAAUAAGCGAACGAAAAUGGCGUCCGCUUUGGAGAACUUGGAAGCUCAACUAGAACUUUUUAUCGAGAAUGUGCGACAAAUACGUAUUAUAGUAAGUGAUUUUCAACCUCAAGGACAAAAUGUACUGAAUCAAAAAAUACAAGGUUUAGUUAAUGGCUUACAAGAGAUUGAUAAGCUAAAAUCUCAAGUGCAAGAUGUCCAUGUGCCAUUGGAAGUAUUUGAUUACAUUGACCAAGGAAGAAAUCCUCAGUUGUAUACCAAAGACUGUAUAGAGAAAGCUCUGACAAAGAAUGAACAAGUGAAAGGAAAGAUUGAUGCUUAUAGAAAAUUCAAGGCAAAUAUGCUAGUGGAAUUGAAUCGAGUUUUUCCAAAUGAAUUGGCUAAGUACAGAGCAAUACGCGGAGAUGAAUAAAUCUAAUUUUAUGGAUCAUAUUUUGACAACCAAAAUGGUUCUUUAUACACGCUGCCACAAAUAUAAUUUGUUUUCUUGUAAUUUUUUGUUUAUUUAGAAAAUGUGUUAUCUAAAUAUAUUCAAUAUUUUUUCCUUGUACAUUAUAGGUGUAAAUAUAUAGCAGUAUUUUUUAAAGAUUAAAUAAAUUUAUAAGCGAUAUAA